AAAAUGGCGACUUCUCUCUCUCUCUUUUCCCUCCUCCCAUCCUCUACCCGCCGUCGCCACCGUUUCGCCGCCGCGACUUCCGGCGUUCGGGCAGCCUCUAAGGGCGGCGGACUGGGCCGCGGCGACCGGCAAGCGUUCUUCUCCUGCCCUCCUCCUUCUAUGCUUUCAAAGGUGGGCUCUCCAAGCUUCUUAUUCUGGUCUCUCUCGUCUCCGAAGUCCUGGAGUUCUCUGCUCAACGCAAGGAAUGCUCUCCCCAGCUCCCAUUCCAAAGCUUCGAGCUCGAUGAGCUCAAUCGCCGAUUUGUACCGCUAAGAGGACCCCGUCUUUCCUCCUCUAACACCACGAGGAAAUGCUCGACUCCCUCCCCCCAAACCCCUCUCUCUCCAACCUUAACGAGGCCUCGGAAAGGAAGAAAAGAGGGAACGGAUGAAGAGGUGGAGCUCGAUAGAGUAAUGGCUCGGUUUAGGCUCGUUGUCUCGGAUUUCUUGGUCUCUUUUCUAUGGGUUUGGUCGGGAUCUGUUCUGAGGUACCUGGCGUGUGGGAUUCUAGGGUUGGGAAUGCACCCCAUUGCUCUUAUGAUCAAGGGGUCCUUUGCGGUGGUCUAUGUCUACUGCUUCUCGUGGCUCGGGAAGGCGACCAGAGGCGGGUCGUAUAACCCUCUGAUUGUGCUCUGUUAUGGCAUUUCUGGGAAUUUUUCAGGGUUUCUUUUCACAGUCUGUGGGAGGAUCCCUGCCCAGGUGAUCGGAUCAAUUAUUGGGGUUUGGUUAAUCAAUACAACCUCUGCUGCAGCAGCUCAUGGACCUCAUUUGAAUGUUGAUGUUCAUCGUGGAGCAUUAAUAGAAGGACUGCUUACAUUCUUCAUUGUGAUAGUUUCACUAGGCCUGAAGAAAGUUCCUAAAAGUUCUUCUAUGAAAAGAUGGAUAUCAAGCAUUUUCAAAGUGAUAUUUCAUAUCCUGGCUUCUGAUAUAACUGGUGGAAUCAUGAACCCUGCCACUGCCUUUGCUUGGGCAUAUGCUCGAGGAAAGCAUCGGACACACGAGCAUGUGUGUGUGUAUUGGCUUGCACCCAUGGAGGGAACUCUAUUGGGGGUAUGGACAUGCAAUUUGUUUGAUCGGCCCCAGAAGCACAGGAGGCGUUGUCGGAAAGAAACCAGAACUAAAUCAGAGUGAGUAGGAUGUGUUAGAUGCAUCAUUUUUCAUUAUAUAUUUUCACUUUAUUGUUACAUAUACAUGCCCUUUGGUGCAACUGUAAAUGACAAGUAGAACAUUUUUAGUGAUAGAUUUAGGUGUUCUUUUCAUUUGAAGUCAUGCUAAUGCUGAUUCAAAUCUGGAUUCCUGAACUGAUGUACCCAAUCUUUGUUUUCACAUGCCACUGCUGUUUGCUAAAUGCAGUAUUUCAUGCUGUUGGAUGAAUAAAAUACUUUAGUUGUGGCUUUAGACGGCCACUUUAUA
Phoenix dactylifera (date palm) is the source of this 1451-nucleotide messenger RNA. Its product is annotated as putative aquaporin SIP2-1. Gene Ontology annotation, biological process: transmembrane transport. Gene Ontology annotation, molecular function: channel activity. The record is from RefSeq and is a predicted model, not a curated record. Gene Ontology annotation, cellular component: membrane. NCBI's taxonomy places the organism in Eukaryota, Viridiplantae, Streptophyta, Magnoliopsida, Arecales, Arecaceae.